Molecule: messenger RNA, 2792 nt
Organism: Erythranthe guttata (spotted monkey flower)
Lineage: Eukaryota; Viridiplantae; Streptophyta; Magnoliopsida; Lamiales; Phrymaceae
Product: RNA polymerase II transcription mediator
Biological process (GO): regulation of transcription by RNA polymerase II
Cellular component (GO): core mediator complex; mediator complex
Molecular function (GO): transcription coregulator activity
Source: RefSeq, a predicted model, not a curated record
UUACACAUGGGAGAAUAAUAGUAAUAAUAUUUUCACUAAAAUUAGAACAAAGUAUUCCCGUGAAGUAGGAAAGCCCUAGGUCCCAUUCCCCAGCUCCUCUCCAUCGCCGCCGUCGGCGAAUCAUUGUAGCACCGCCGUAUGCACCCUUAUCUUACUCGCUUUUAGAAUCUAUGGUUCUGGUUUCCUCCUCCGCUAUUGAGAUUAAUUCAUCCGUGAAUUUCCACUGAAAGUAUUUCAUAUCUGAGCUGACUGAAAUGGCAGUUCUCUGAGCUGUUUUGAGAGCUCGGUGUAAACUCAGGGUGCUCUGAAUUUAUCGGCUAUAUUCAAUUAGAUGUGAUCUUCAAUAAAAGAUUGUCCAAAAUUUCCAGUAUUCGCUUCUAGACUACUCUCUCUCUCUCUGUAUACUUGGAUCCCAUUCACAGCUAUUGUGGUAAAUUUCCUUGGAAAAUCUAGCAAGAAAAAAUGGACGGGAAUCUUGAAAUCUCACUUGACAAACUUCCCAUUAAAAGGCUAGAAUCCAUAGAGGAAUUUGGCUCUGAACGCUUCCCCUCUGAUGUGGAUUAUGAUGAGAAGAGAGUGAACUUGAUAAGGAGAAUAGACUUUGCAUGGGCGGUUGAGAGAGAGGAUCCUAGUAAGAAGCGGAAGACAGAUGGUGCAACUGCUAAGGAGAGUACAUCAACCAAUCAGCAGCAAUGGCAAUGGAAGAGUUUAGUAGAGAACCUGCAAUUGGCUCACCAAGAGCUCUCUGUCAUUAUCGAUCUCAUAAACACGGUAGAGACAAAUGAUGCUGUGACAGUUGCAGGCAUGACGAGACCAAAGCCAUUACCGAAUGAGCAUUUAUCUGACCUUGCUGUGUCUACAGCAACCAAGCUACAGUGUUUCCGGAGUCUUGGAAAAUAUUUCAAGCAAUCUGCAAAAGCAUUGGAAGAGCAAAUAGCAAGAGAAGCUAGAUUUUAUGGUGCGCUUAUUAGAUUGCAGCAAAAUUGGAAAAUUAAACAACAUCGAUUGGUGGCAGCUGCAUCUGGCAAUGAAGGCUUCUAUAUCGAUUUAUUCGACAAUUCAUUAUACAAUUCAGCUGCUGUAUUUCGCCCAUCAAUGUCUACAAUUCCUGUUGAGCACGAUGCAGCUGGAAUGCUCACAGUGAAUUUGCCUCGAAAGUCUUGCCACACUCUUCAAUUUGAGUUUCUUGGAUUUAAUUCUGCUUAUAAUUUGAGAAAAUUUGGUGAGACUAAGACACCAGACAUGACGAAGGAUUCUUUUAAGGGACCCGCAAAGGAUCAUGCUAACGACGACGAACGUGUGAAGGAAAUGCAUUUAACUCUCCGUGAAGUUCAUCGAGCUAUACAUGAUGAACAGGUGUUCGAUUUGGUAAACCGUGAAGCAUGUAACCCGUCGUUGCGUGUGAAUCUGACUGGUAUAAAAGAAAAUUAUUUACGCUUAAGCAUUGGUCAAGGAUCAUCAGUUUCCAUCUCACUUGUACCAUCUGAUGAAGAUGAUCAGACAGUUGGUACUUCUGACAGAGAUACUACCGAGUCAUCAUAUGUACCUGUGGAAGGUGGAGCGAAGUUGGGAGAAGGAAUUGACAGAGCAAAGAAAUUUGGGAUCCCAAAUCAACUCGGUUUCGAGAUUUAUUUGCGACAAGUAUUUCAUGAAUAUGCAUUUGUGAAAGCUAAAAACAAAGCCAUGACUUCAUCAAGAAGUCAAAUUCCUGGCCAGCCACUUAAGGACAAUUCGAACAUUCUAGGUCAUUUUUGCAUGUCGAUUGCUCACAGAAUCUUCUCAAAUAAAGUUCUAUCCUUGCUGGAAAAUCUGGUUUACAGGACGCCUUAUGUACGCUUGAUUUCUCACCCGACUUAUUCUCGGACAUCUUCAUGGACGCUUUCGAUGAAGAUUCCUCAAUCCAUCCUUCACGCAGGUAGACAAAUUCAGACAUCUGGCGGCGGCACUAUCAAGACUGUAAGAUCUCAGUUCUGGACUAAGGUGGUGGUCAUUGACGAUUCCAUUAGUGUAGAAGGCGAAGGUGCUCCUAGUGUUGUUGGCCUAUUCAAAGGGAAGGCUGACGGCGUUUCUUCUAUUAAUGGAUAUGACAGUGACUUGGCAGAUCUUCCUAUAAUACUCCUGCAGCAGGUUGCUAGUCAAAUAAUCCAGUGGCUACAUGAGGAAUCACUUACUGUUGGUAUAAAAGCAACGAGAGACUUCUUAUCACUUGCUUUCGAGCUGGAGCAGGGUGAAAUAGUCCGACUCGUGGCUCAUGUAGACCCUGAAGAUACUCAGGGAUGCAUCUCUUGGUGGCUCACUAUAGAUAACGGGUUCAUCGAAGAACAUAAGCUUCAUUCAUACACGUCCAAUUUUGAAUCCGAAACCAGAAAAUUCUUAGGAUAUUUGUCUCUCGAUCUACUGUACUCGACUUUGUUGGACUUUUUGAAUUUAUGCAGCUGUUGAGAGUGAUAGUGGGGGGAAUGAUAAUCGUAUCGGAAUUAAAUAAUUAUAUUUUAUUUGAUGUUUGGUUACUGCAAUGAUUUUGCAAUGAUUUUUCGCAUCUGCCCAAGAUUGUGUAGUGUACCUCCCCGAAGUGUACCACUAGAAAUACGAAGAGUAGUUAGAUAUGUAAUCGUUAUAUAAUUGUUCGUACUUGUAAAGAACUUAAACGGGACAACAUGGUUUGUUUUUUUUUUCUUUUAUUGUUUUUUACCUUUUCUGGUAAUUAGAUAUUUAACCUUUUUAGAGAUAUGCACUGUACUUCAUAUGAAGGGAUAUAUUGUUAAUUGGUUAAUUUAGUUCUCAUUAUUGGA